This is a messenger RNA of Funneliformis caledonium, 553 nucleotides long. NCBI's taxonomy places the organism in Eukaryota, Fungi, Glomeromycota, Glomeromycetes, Glomerales, Glomeraceae. The record is from the annotation of a GenBank genome assembly.
UUUUGCUACUAUCGCUUAUUACAUACAUGCUAAAAAUAAAAUACCAAAAGGACUUGAAGGUAUUCCACUUAUUUCUGCGUGGCCUAUAAUAUGGGCAUUGUUUCGACAAAAGCAUCAUGACGAAAUCGAAGAUAAGAUUGCAAAAUCUGUUCGAGGUCAUGAUAUUUAUUUGAGUAACGUUUUUGGUUAUACAUCCGUAAAUAUCAAUAAUCCUUUGUACCUUAAGGAUUUCUUUACAAAACUCGAGGAUGAAGAUCCUCCAAAACUUAAUAUGAGUUUCAGAGGAGCUAUGCAGGAGUUUUUCGGUGAUGGUUUAAUUUUUUCGAAUGGUGACAAAUGGCGAACUUUUAGAAGAUUAGCCAGUCCUGCUUUCAAUAACGCCUUGUCUCCAGAUAUCGUUGGUGAUACUACAUUUGAACUUUUUAAUUUCAUGCAACAUAAUUUAAGUAGACCGAUUGAUAUAUUCGAAAUUAUGCAACGUACUACAGUCGAAGUGCUUGGAAAAUUGGCAUUUGGAUAUCGAUUUGGUGCAAGUACUGAUUUCUUAACAUAA